Messenger RNA from Megalobrama amblycephala (Wuchang bream), 4363 nucleotides. RefSeq names its product dematin-like. Gene Ontology annotation, biological process: lamellipodium assembly; cytoskeleton organization; actin filament bundle assembly. Gene Ontology annotation, molecular function: actin filament binding. The transcript has 18 exons. Gene Ontology annotation, cellular component: actin cytoskeleton; plasma membrane. The record is from RefSeq and is a predicted model, not a curated record. Bases 406 to 1629 code for a protein of 407 amino acids. Lineage: Eukaryota; Metazoa; Chordata; Actinopteri; Cypriniformes; Xenocyprididae.
CUGUCACACGACAUGCGGAGUCACGACAGAUAAAUAUUUGUGGCUGGUUAUUGGCAAGCAGUCCGAGCGAACACAGGGCACGCGCUGAGUUUGGUUUGCCCGCUCCAAUCUAUUAAGUCAUAUUUAUUUUUGUAGAAUUAAACGUGAGGAUUAUAUCGCAGGGAGAAGUGCGGGGUGCAGGCUGUAUAUUUUGGGAUCAUAUUUGCUGGAUAGUGGAAAAAUCAAGACUGGUCUCUGGAGAGAAAACAGCAGACAAACCUCUAAGACGGAUGAGAGAUGCUUUCCAAGACCGAUGAAUGGUCUAGGGCGAGGAGACCCUGUAAAUGUAUGUCAUGAACCUUCUUACCACCUGAGUUUCGUCUCUUUCCACAGUGACCUCAUAAAGGGAGCGCGUUCUCUUUCAAAAUGAUGCUGCAUAAGCAAUUGGCCCGUACCUCCCCGGGCACUGUUUGUUCUCUACGUGCAGGAGGUGUUCCUGGAUCCCCAGCAGUCACUAUAGUGGCCAAAAUGGACAAACAAGUGAUUGGGUAUAAGGAUCUAGCAGCUAUACCUAAAGACAAGGCCAUUCUAGACAUAGAGAGGCCUGACCUAAUGAUGUAUGAGCCCCACUUCAGCUAUUCACCAAUGGAUCGCUCAGAGAGGUCAUUAUCUCCUCGCUCUAUUUCCCCUCCUCCAUCUCCAGAGAACAGUCUAUCAAAGGAUGUGCGGGAUUGGUCAGAGCCCAAGUCAUCGGGAAGCUCGUCUCCUGCCUCCACGCAGCUGAGUAAAAGCAUAACUGUCAGCACGAAAGUCCCACAUCAGCAACAGCACUUCCACAGGCCAGACAAUGGAACCAACAUAUUCAAGAAGCCGCCUAUAUAUAAACAAGAUGUCUCAGCAGCUGUUCCGCACUCUAAACACAUGGAGGAUUUAAUCAUUGAGUCAUCGAAGUUUCCUGCCGCCCAGCCUCCAGACCCCAACCAGCCCUCUAAGAUAGAGACAGACUACUGGCCCUGUCCACCCUCACUAGCUGUUAUAGAGACAGAGCGGAGAAAGAUUGUGGCAUCCAAGACAGCUGAGGGAGAGGAGGGUGAGGAGGAUGAUAAGUAUGACGACAAUGAUCUGUCUGAAGACAUGUGGAGACUUCGGCAAAUGCAGAAACAAGAGCUCAACAAGAUUCAGUCUAAUCUAGGAAAACUGAUACUAAAGGAGGAGAUCGAGAGAUCGGCCCCUGUCCGUAGGAAAACACGGUCCCUGCCCGACAGGACACCCAUGAAUCUGGCAUCCAAAUCCCCCUCAUUUCCUUCCUACACUAAGACUGGGCUUACUAGGCUGCAGUCUGCAGAAUUCUCCUCUUCAAACAGUGAUAAAGGGAGUCAACAUUUCCAGAAUGGAGAUGCCCAAAGCAGAAGGAUAGACCGAGGGAAUUCACUCCCUAGUAUGCUGGAACAAAAGAUUUACCCAUAUGAGAUGCUCAUUGUGACCCACAGAGGCAGAAACAAACUCCCACCUGGUGUAGACAGGACACGAUUGGAGAGGCACCUGUCACCUGAGGAAUUUCAGAAUGUCUUUGGAAUGUCCAUAGAGGAAUUUGACCGGCUUUCCCUUUGGAAGAGGAACGACCUGAAAAAGAAAGUCUCUCUCUUCUAAUAGAGGAGAAAUGUGUUGUUUUACAAACACUGUCACAUGUCUGCACUUCCACUUGUGAAAACAGUACAAGCGAUAAAAGUUAAGGAAAGACGAGUAAAUGUGAUACAAGGAAUGUGAUUUUGGAGCCAGCAAAAAAAUCAGUUAUCCUUAUCAUUUGAUAAGCCCCAUAUCUGAUUGCAGCCAACAAUCAUGUCUGAGUCAUUGAUGUUGUCUCUUUUUCUAGUUGCAGCUACUAUGUCAGGACUUUACUGAGGUUACUGAGUCCUCUUCUCUGUGUGCUUUGUAAAGCUAAAAUGAUAUACACAGACAUGAAGGCUAGCAGUACACAUGAAGCAGAUAUGAAUCGCUCUAGUCAUUUAAGUAGACCAAAUCCCUGCAGAACAGAAUGAUUCAGAAGUCCAGUUGAACCAGCAGGAACCUGUGAGUUUCAUUCACUAUGAAGUCACUGCCACACUUCUCAGCCUUUAUGCGCUAAGCAUGAAUUACCUUCAGAAUAUGGGUCAGUGACAUAACUCUCAUUCCCGCCAAGAUAUAUUAAUUUAUUAAAAUACAUAAAAAAUGCAAUUCAUACAUAUAAUGACUUCAAUACACCUCUUCUAUGAUGAGCAUGUUUUUUGGGGAGCACACAGUAAAAAUUGUGGUGUAUAAUGAAGUAAAAAAAAAAAAAAACAGUACUGAUAUAAUGAAAUCACCAAGUCCAAAUUAAAAGAAUGAAAUACUUAACAAGAAACCUUAUUAAGUAGUUUUGCAUUUUUUAAUAGGCAAUAUUUUAACAAAACUGCUUUACUGCUUAUUAAUAUUGAAAAAACUUUUGUCUGCUAAAUCAAAGUCAUGUGGUCCAACCACCAUGCAGAAAAAAAACAUAACACAGGAAAUUAUAAUAUAGAGGUUGAUAAGGUUCUUAAAAUGUCAAAUAAUUUAACCUUUGUAUGACGUGGUAAGGUAUAGUUCAGGUGGUGCGACUCCCCAAAAUAUUCAUUAUAUUUAUGAAUUAAUAAAUCAUGAUAUUUCUAUAAUUAAUUCAUGAUAUUUAUAACAAAUAUGACAUUUUUAGUCAAUAAAUGUACACUUUAUUUGAAAAUGGUAUAAACAUUUUUAAAAGCCAUAUGAAACCAAUUUACACGAAUACAAAGAAUGCAAACUUGGCACUAGAUUUUUUUUUUAUUCUUUAUAGUCUUAUUUGUCAUUGACCCAUAUUUGUGAAAGCAUCUGAAUAUUUGAAUUAAGCAAUUGCUGAUAGUUCGGAAAUUAGUACAGUUUAUACUAGAGACUUAAGAUGCACAUAUAUUGCACACCCUCAUUCUUUAUACCUUAACACCAAUAUAAAACAAACAAUAUAAUACCUUAAUACCAAUGCAAAUACCAGCGGUACGAUAUACGUACACGUAUAGCAACAAUUCUCAUGGCAACAGCGGAUGUUACAGAGUGAGUUUGCUGUUCCAAAGAGAGCUACUGUACAUUAGUGAGAGUUUACUAAAUAUUGGAUAUGAGACGUACGAAUCCCGCAUGGCAAAUGUAUCCUGCUUUUCUUCAAUGAUGAUGGAUUGUGAAUUGUGAGUGUAAUCAAUACUUCUCCUCUUCCGCAAGAUGUAUUGAUCAAACAUUUUUUUCCGUCUUUUUUUCGCUCCCUCUUCCCCAUUUUGCUGCUAUUGCCUUGUAAAGCACCUUUACUGUUUUGGUUCUAUCCUCUCUUGUUCUUGACGGGUGGAAUUUUCUUUUUUACAGUGUUCCUGUUUUAUAGGAUAAGGAUAGGUUAGGAUAUAAAGGGAUUUAAUUUGUUAACACCUGAUGGUUGCUGCUUGCCAGAUGGUUUGAUUUUGCAACCCUGGUUUUUGCUUUCUGUAGAUUUACAGAAUUUAACUGGCUCCCUUUCAGUGCACGGGUGUGAAUUUGAAUUGAAUUGGUCACGACUCACAGAAUGAUGAAUUGGAAUUACAGGAAGAUUAAUUUACUGAACAAAAAAAAUCAACACAUUCACACAACAGAGAUGUAUACAUAAGUAUACAUAAUUAGAUUAACUAUAUUAUAAUUAUAUGAAAAUGAAUGAACUAAUCUCAAAUCUGUUCUGAACGGCACAGAUCCCUGUAGUUCAUAUAUUCUUCUUGCCCACUUCUAAUGACAUCUUAUGUGUGUUGAUCUCUGAGCAAAUGAAAUUAUUAUGCUUUUAUUGCUCCAAUGACCAAAUGAAGUGCUUAGAUAGAGCGCAUGCUUUGUACCUAGAGUUUGUACCUACAGAACGGAAAUGUAAUGAGCAAAACAAUCACUAAAAAGCAACACAUAUCAACUUGAGAAUGUAGAAGUACAAAAAUAGACAUUCCACAUUCAGUUUUUUAGAAGUACUGCUCAAAAGGAAAUAUGUGACUACUGGCUAGAGAGCUAUUCUUAGCUUUUUGCCUAUUUACAAACCAUUAGUAUUAUUUGUUGUUUUAAUUGCCUGCUGCCAGCAAUUUGCUGUUCCUUCAACAGGACAAAUAACUUAUUUUAUGUGAACACAAUCUGACACCAGAUUCACACUUCACAAUAAUCAAUAAUCAUAAAAUUAUGCUACUUAUCAAUCAUGAUUUUUUUUUUUUUUUCCCCUAAUGACAGCUUAAAGUUGUGUUUUGUGGCUUCAGAAGUUAGGCCAUCUUUAUGAAAUACUUUUUGCUGAAUAUUUUGCAGUAAGGCACUCGUACUACAUCCUAAAGCACUUGAUUCACUAAUACACUUAAAAGGUUGAAUGUUUUCACAGUGC